This is a messenger RNA of Morchella sextelata, 978 nucleotides long. RefSeq lists its product as uncharacterized. NCBI's taxonomy places the organism in Eukaryota, Fungi, Ascomycota, Pezizomycetes, Pezizales, Morchellaceae. The record is from RefSeq and is a predicted model, not a curated record. The coding region runs from base 1 to 978 and encodes 325 amino acids. Gene Ontology annotation, biological process: mitotic cell cycle; mitotic sister chromatid segregation; kinetochore assembly. Gene Ontology annotation, cellular component: chromosome, centromeric region; nucleus. The transcript has 2 exons.
AUGGCCUCCUCCUCCGCCUGCACCGCGCUCCUCACCGAGCACCUCCGCUGCACGCCCCUCACCAUCAUCGACGACAUCAUCAACACCACCAACGAGCUCCUCUACCACUCCGUCGCCGCCGUCGAGACCUACCUCCUCACCUCCGCGCCCUCCAGCCUCGGCUUCGCCCCCCCGCCCGGCACAAUCCGCGACACAAACAGCGAUGGCACCGAGCUCUACAGCGACGCCGAGACCGAGGAGCUCGAGAAGGGCGUCCACUCCCUCGAGACCCUCCUCGAGAGCGCCGUCGAUAGGAGCUUCGACAGGUUCGAGAUCUAUGUGCUGCGCAACAUCCUCACGGUCCCGGAGGACCUGGUGCCGUGGGUGAGGCUGGCGCAUCACAAGAACCUAGAAUUCAAGACCCUUCCAGCGUCCACCACCCCCGCCCCCGCACCCGAGCAGGACAGCGCCGCGCCAAAGCCCGCCCCCCCCGCGCAAGAAGCGCAGACGCGCCUGCGCACGCUCCGGCAGACGCUGCUCGCAUCGCACGCGCUCAACCAGACGCUGCGCAAGGAGGUAGCGGCCAACGAGCAGACGCUCGCGCAGCUGCGGCAGCUCGUGUCUGCGUCGAGCGGCGAGAACCCGUUCGCGUUCCUCACGCCCACGAAGGACGCGGCGGCGUUUGCCGUCUCGCAGGUCGACCUGAUACGGCAGCUGGCGGGCGCGCUGCGGCCGAAGUAUGAGGCGUUCCGGGCGCAGGCGCAGGCGUCGAAGAUGGAGGUGGAGGGUGAGGAGGGGGGCGUGGUGGGGGUGACGCUGACGCCGGAGGAGGAGAGGAAGCGCUAUAUUGAGCAGAUGACGAGGAGGCAUAUCGAGGCUUCGCGGGGCCUGCGGCUGAAUGCGAGGGGGGAGGUGGUGGGGGGUGAGUUUGAUGGGGUGGUGGUGAGGAAGGGGUUGGCGGAGGUGGAGGCGUUGGAGGCGGUGUUGGGGAAGGAGUAG